AGAAAACAAAUAAACGCCUCUUAUCAGCAGGCUGAGACAGAAAGACGGGGUGUAAAGCUUUGACAACGGCGCGUGAAGGAUAACACACACUUUGAGUUCCACGUCUGUUUUAGCACAAAAGUGGUUUUUUAGGUGUUUAAAUGGAAAAUGAGGAGGGACAUACCUGAUAUCACCUGUCUCUGGACAGUGGCUGGAGAAGGACAGGAGUAAAUGGCGCUGAGCUCCCGGCUCUGAGACAACUGGAGCACCGUGAUGGCUAGCAGAGAGGGUGGUCAUGCUGAUCGACCCCUGCUUCCAUCUGUAAGGCCAUCUUCUGCUCCAAAACUAAAUGUGAAACGCUCGCUUUCCCGAGAGACCAUUACCAUCCAUUUCUCUGCAAUGGGCAAUGAAGAGGAUGAGGAGGAAGAAGGCAUAUAUGGACCAUUAGACCUGCCGAUUGAAGAAGUGACGAGCAGUCAAGGAGUAGUAACUGCUUUGGAAGCAAGUGAAGACCUUGUACUUGAAGGAGACACAGAGAUAAAGUCUGUCAGUAAUGAUGAUGCUGAGCUUUUUUCAGUCAUGUCAGGCCAACAGAACGCUAAUAAAGAUGAACACAGUUUUGCAUGCACUCCUCCUGCUGAGCCUACAAAGGGGACAGGAUCCUCAUCACCCUCUGCGAACUCCUCACCUUCCAAAUCGAUGUCACUUCCCUCAAUGGAUAAGGCCUUUCUCAACCUGAUGAAGUCUUUGUCUACAGAUUUUGAACCCCGGGAAGGUGUCCCCGCUCCUCCUUCUUUGCGGCAUCGGCAGUUGAUGAAGAAUCUGGUCAAAUCUUUAUCUACAGACACAGCCCAGGAGUCUACUGGAUCAAACCGCUCCUCAGACUCCCGCCUCAACCUGCACCUUUUCAAACAGUUUACUCAACCCCGAACGACAACAAGUACAGGAGACUCCAAAACUGCUCCAACAUCUCCCUUAACCUCACCUGACAACCGUACCUUCUCCUUCAAAGUGUCAGAGGUGGAGGCCCGCAUUGAAGACACGAAACGACGUUUUUCAGAAGCCAUUUCAGAUCCUUUGCACUUGAUUAGCAAGUUUAUUGGAGAUGAAACUUCCAGUAUUUACAGACCUAAACCUCUUUCAUCCAGUGCCACAGAAUUAACAAGUUUUUCCACUCUAAAUGGCCAUCUUGAAAGCAACAAUAAUUACAGUAUCAAGGAAGAAGAAGGUGACCUGGAUGGUGAUGGUGUUACUCCAGAGGCAACUGAGCUGGCCUCAGCUGCUGAAAGCAAGACUGCCAAACCUUGUACAUCCUCUAUGGGAUUGGACAAGUGCUCCAUGUCUGCACUAGCCAAACAGGAUGACGAAGAGUUCUGUGAACUGUACAGUGAGGACUUUGAGUUGUCUGUUGAUACAGAGGUGCAAGUUGAUGAAGCCGAGUGCAGGAGCACCAGAAGCAAUGUUUAUAAGUCUGCUAGUAAGAGCACAAACACUUUUAGUGAAGAUGAAAUGGAUUUGGUUUCGGCAUGUAGUAUUCCACAUAAGACUUUGUUAGCUCUGACCAUCAUUACCUAUGGAUACUUUAUUCUACCUUUGCCCCCUUACUUUGGAGGAAUGUUGCUGGGUGUAGCACUAGGGUUUAUGCUAGCCAUUGGUGUAGUGUGGCUAACAGGGCCAAAGCUACCAGGAAUCAGAAGAGCGCAGAGGGAUCUUUGGAAUGUGGCACAGCUGGAUAUCAAAGAGCCAGGCAUAUUCAAGGGUUGGAUGAACGAGAUUCAGAACUACGACCCAGAAACCUACCAUGCAACGCUGACCCACUCUGUGUUUGUGCGCUUGGAAGGCUCCACUUUGCGAAUUUCCAAACCUAACAAGAACAUCACCCGGCGAGCUAGUUACAACGAGCCCAAGCCAGACGUCACGUACAUCAGCCAGAAAAUCUAUGAUCUUACAGAUGGCAAGGUGUCCCUGGUGCCCCAGAGUCUGGCCAGAAAGCGGGUGUGGAACAAGAAGUACCCGAUACGCGUUGAGCUUGCCAAGCAGGACGACUUCAUGUCUAAAGCAGAAGCAGCCAGCGAAGAGAAGGACAGUCAGGAUAUUGCCGGUUCACAGGAUGGAGGAAGGGUGGGUUCAGACCGUGAACUGCCCACCAUUUACUUGUUUGGAAGAACGGGAAGGGAAAAAGAGGAGUGGUUCCGGAGAAUACUUCUAGCCUCGAAACUCAAAUCUGAAGCAGCUAAGAAGCCAGCGAGCUUGCCAACUAGUAAGAGUGCUCCAGCACUGUCUCAUAGCCGCAGCAGUAGUAGAGGGAGUCUGGAUGAACUCCUGUCAUCUCAGGCAGCUAAGAAAGAGUUGAGUGCCAGACAGAGGCCUCUGUUGGACUACAGUAUUUACAUGGCCAGCUAUGUUGGCACUUCUAAAGCGACCAGCACCAACACCAGUCCUGGAGAAAGCCCACACAGCAGCCCUGGGGUGGGCAAAAAGUUGUCAAGCAGCCCAGUAAAAGAAAAAGAGGAGGUUUCUGUGAGCUGGCUGAAUGCUCUGAUUGGCCGGAUCGCAUGGGACUUCUUCAGGGAGCAGCACUGGUCUGAAUGGGUGUCCAAGAAGAUCCAGAUGAAGCUCAGUAAAAUCAGGUUGCCUUACUUCAUGAACGAGCUGACGCUGACCGAGCUUGACAUGGGCGCCUGCACUCCCAGAAUCCUUUGGGCCUCUCAACCCUCAGUGGAUCAUCAAGGUCUCUGGUUUGAUGUGGAAAUCUCCUACAAAGGUUCAUUCCUCAUGACUCUGCAGACAAAGAUGAAUCUGUCGCGACUGGGGAAGGAGGGCGAGGCUGUUGGCGAGUUUGGAAAAGACGGGCACAGGCCACGUACAUACUGCCUGGCUGAUAGUGAUGAGGAGUCUUCCAGCGCCGGGUCUUCUGAUGAGGACGAUGGGACGGAGAACAUUGCUGAUAAAAACUUGCAGUCGGGCGCAGAAGGAUACGCUGGAGUCCACAGGCCGAGCAAGAUCAUGAGAAUCGUGGACAAGAUAACCAAAAACAAAUACUUCCAGAAGGCUACAGAGACCGAGUUCAUUAAGAAGAAGAUCGAGGAAGUGUCAAACACACCACUCCUGCUCACUGUGGAGCUUCAGGAGUGUAAGGGAACACUGGCUGUCAACAUCCCUCCUCCCCCCACUGACAGGAUAUGGUAUGGCUUUCGCAGCCCUCCUCUUCUGGAGCUGAAGGCUCGUCCCAAACUCGGAGAGAGAGAAGUGACGUUCGCACACGUUACUGACUGGAUAGAAAAGAAACUGGAGCAGGAGUUUCGGAAAAUCCUUGUGAUGCCAAACAUGGACGACGUGUGGCUUACCGUCAUGCAUUCUGCCAUGGACCCUCGGUCAGACGCGACGGCAACAGAGCUCAAGGGAGCCACGACCGUCCCCGAUGCUGAUCUCCUAUCCUCGGAGGAGGCGUGAAGGACCAAUACUAGCCAAAUGAGAGCUGAUAUCAUAGCUCCUCAUCACCGAGAAGCAUAGAAAUACAACGCUGCUUUAAUUACUUUGUCAACAAGAAGGUUUAUUCCUGUGGAAGAAAUAUGUGAGGGAAAAACACAGAGUAUGUUUGAAGACGGAGGAGACGGAGAACAAGAGUAAUAAGUAAUGUAUAUGCAAGAAGGACAACAACGUGCAAUGAAAAUCUAUGAAGGAAGCAAAUGUUUAACCAGGUAAAGAUCUGUGCAUAUCUGUAUUUGAGUGCAUAAAGCGUUCAAACAUUAACCUGUGAUUUUUAUAAUGAAGUGCGGCAGAGCAAAACGUGUUCAACUUCUAACUGCACUACGAUUUAUUACAUACUAAACAUCUAUGAAGCAUUGUUUUUUGUUUUUUGUUUUCUUCUCCCCCGUGUGACAUCUGCACAUUUUGUUAUGCACUAACACCUGAUUUCUGCUAAUUAUCACACUGAACAUGUCAGUAAAACACAAAGUCAUGGUGCAGAAGAAAUCAAAGACUCCUCUCUGUAUCUGACGAUAACCCUAAGCUGUGUGAUUUCUUCUAAAUGAUUAGAUCUUGGGUAUCAUUUCAGCCUGGAUCAGCUUUGAAGAACACUGUGCCUGAGUAAUCUUCUGAUAGCCUCACUUCUUUGAGGACAGUGUACUGUAAUGUUUUGUGUGUGAGUUUAUAAGAGAGAAUGUAAAUGUCUAUGGCUAUAUUUAAAGCGUAUAACCUGAUCGCCUGGAUUUAAUCUAAUACUAGCAUCAAAUGCAUACAUUUAAAAAAACAGUUUAUCUAUAGACCCAACUGUCUCAUCUUCUGAGCACAUAAUGAUCCACAAUAUCAGAGUAUAUCAUAUAAUGCCAUAUCAGUACAUGCAUCCUGGGACUGCACUGCGUUUAAGUGUGUGUUUGUUUGUGGUCUGGACUGGUUUACACUGCUUCCACGGCUUAAAUCCAGGGCUACACCUUUUACCCAUUAUAGAAGAUUUCUGUUAAUAACCAAAUACUGUGAUGCAACACAACACUAAUGAAAUAUUUCCAUACAGACACAUUAACACACAUUAACUCCAUAACACACACCUAAUAGAGACAGUUUAAUCAUUACAACCAUACCUGGGAAAUUUCAUGCAAUUUAAAGGUGCAGUAUGUAAAAGUGGUUUUGGACCAAACGAUCCUGUUAUAGUAGGAAAACCUCUUGAUCCUAUAUUGUGCUAUAUUGUACUCUACUUUUUUCACAAAUGAAGUUACAUCAUUUAUUAUUCUAGUCACAAAAUGUACAAUCUGUCCCUUUAAAUUUCCCUAUUUGAUCACUAACUAUAUAUAAUGCAUAGUAUCAUGUGAUUCCAUAUAUAUAUAUAUAUAUAUAUAUAUAAUAUAAAAUGAAAUUAAAAAGAUCUGUGGAUUAAAAUUAGAGCAUUUCCCAGCUAUAGUUGAUUCAGCUCAAAAUUCUGCCCAAGCUUAGGUGAUGGUUCUAGUUGUUAUGGUGCAGGAAGGGACACGUGUACAAAUGACAACAAAUACACAAGCGAAGCUCACACAAUCAAAACUGGACCAUGAAAAAUAUGAAUAUUCUGUAUCAUUAUUACCCUCUGAAUGAAGAGGAGUGUGUGUGUGUGCGCACGGGUGUACGCUGGGGUUUUGUGAUAUGUGCGAGAGAUAGGCAGUAUGCAAAAAGUCUAAGAGUAAUGAAUGUAUGAUUUUUGUAUUGUAUCGUGUGUGUGUAUAGGUCUAGUGUAUACAGUUCAUGCUACUAUAAUAGAGGUUAUUAUUUGAUACAAAUUAAGAAAAUAUGAAGAUUUUAAAAAAAAUAAUAAUAACAAUGACUAUAUUGACUAUAUAGACUAUAUGUAUGUAUGUGUGUGUGUGUGUGUGUGUGUAUAUAUAUAUAUGUAUGUAUGUAUGUGUAUAUAUAUAUAUAUAUAUAUAUAAAAUAUGAACGAUUGUAUGUAGUCGAUCUACUAUCGACUAUUUAUAUUUCUAUUUUGAGUUUUUAUUUAUUAGUGACAGACAUUCCCAAUCCAAAUCCUAUGUGAAUGGAAAUGAGAUUUUUUUUUUUUUGGCAUAAUUUAUUUUUUUGGAGUUGUAAUAUCCAAGCAGUAAAGAAAAAGAACUUAAAAAUGUUUGUUUCACACGUAUUUGCUUGUUUUGGUAUGCAGAAUGCUGAUUAAUCAGAGAUGGAAAAGGUUUAAACAUUCAUUAAUUGGUGUCUUACAAUCCCCAUUGUGCCAUCAUUGUUUUUGAAAAUCCUGUAAUUGAUCAAAGAUAUCACUGAUUUAUGGUAGCGCAAUUUUCUUCACACAUUAUUGUGAUCUGUUUACUACUGUAUGUUUCCAUUGGGAAGGAUAUUACACUUGAAAUGAACCUCAGCAGUUUUAUUUGAGCCUGUCUAUAAUGAGGAAGACAUUGUUCUUGUAUUGCCUUCUGAAUGAGGCAGCCUUUAUUUUGGUAGCAGAAAUGCCAUCUAAUUCUGCUCUACCAAACUCAAGUGAACGAUUUUUGUAUUCACAAGUGCCCAAUUUUAGUUAACAAUACAGCAUGUUGAGCAUUGUGAUAUCAUUUAACCUAGGCACACGGAUGCAGAAAUGAAGUAAUGUUAAAAUUAAACAAAAAGAGUGAGAGAGAGGAAAAAAAUAAACUAUAAUACUGUGACACUAUAUAUUAUUGGGUAUCCUGGUACGCUUAAACUAUAUACUCUACACACUACUGAUAAACAUUAUGCCCAUGGUGCCAAGCCAAGUGUUGACAUCUUACUCAAAUUAAACGUUUGAAAUGUGUUUAUUCAUCUGUUUACAGUGAGGAAUGAUAUUUGUUCGGAUGGAUUUCUCUUACAUUCAGUGUCCUUUUUUUUUCUUUUUUUUUUUGCCACGAUUGUUUAUUGCCUUUAAUUGACAUUGUAGGAAAGCUGUUAGUUCUGCUGAUGAGUAGUCGGAUCAGCAUUAAUCGCUGUCAGCGAGGUUAAUCCGUGUUCCUGAAUCAUCAGUGAAAGGACGUGUAAUUUGAUACCAUUAAUAAUGAAGACUGUAACUGGAUCAGAUACGUGUAUGCAAAUGCUGUGUAUGCCAGACUGUGUCUCAAAAUCAGUGCAGUAUUAAUAAUAGAUUUGCUACUUUCUCUCCUUUGGCCUCAGAAUGCCUUCUCCAAACAAGUGUUGCAAAAAUGCCAGCUUGUUUAUACAUACUUUGCUUACUAUUGUACGUCUUUCUCUUUUGUUUAUUUUAUUUUAUUUUUUGAUUAUUAAAAUGUUAAAACUGUACAAAUUGUAUUUUUCUCCCAAAAAGAUGAAUAAAGAUUUUUCUUAUUUC
Molecule: messenger RNA, 6748 nt
Organism: Tachysurus fulvidraco (yellow catfish)
Lineage: Eukaryota; Metazoa; Chordata; Actinopteri; Siluriformes; Bagridae
Product: testis-expressed protein 2
Exons: 13
Coding region: 253-3432 (1059 amino acids)
Cellular component (GO): endoplasmic reticulum
Molecular function (GO): lipid binding
Source: RefSeq, a predicted model, not a curated record